AAAAUGGCGGCCUCCAUAGUAUAUAAUUUAUCUAGAGCACGUUCCAUUUCAAAGCUCCUGAAUUCUACAGUACCUGUACUGGUACCAGCAUGCUCAUUAAACAAAGGAAUAAAAGCAAGAACUAGGUCUUACAAAGAAAAUGAAAAUAAAAAAGUAUGGACUCCAAAAGCAAGGAAAGUGGUUUUGGAGGAGAAGAAACAAGACACAGAGUUUUUAUCAAGAGUUCCUGAUGAUACUGUUUAUUUUCUGGACUUCUUUCCAGAAACUGAAUUUUCAUUAAAGGAUGCUAUCAAACUGCAGCUGGAUUAUGCAGAUCCUAUGAUUCUGAACAAUAUUGAGGGAGUUGUAUAUUUAGAUGUCAUCUGUAACAUGAAAACUAAGAAGCAGACCAAAUUUAUAUCAGAAUUCUCAGAAAGGUUAUUUUUACCUCACAGUUUUGAAGUUGAGUGUCCAAGAAGAUGUUUAGUUUUCUGUAAGACAGAGGAGGAUAUGUCAACUGCACAAAAGUUAGGGGCAGUUUAUGUUGGGGAUGAAUCACUUUUACAGAGGCUGGACCGUAAGAAAGGAGAUUUGACAAGAAAUGACUUUGACCUAGUUCUCUGUAUCCCAGAAAUGCAAGAGGCACUAUUUCCUUUGCGGAAUCACGUGUUGAAAGGCAUAUACCCAUCAGCAGAAACAUUUACACUGGGUACAGAUAUUGAACAGAUGAUGCUUAAACAAAAGGACUGUAUUUCCUAUACGUGUAAGAAGGAGGGACCAACGGGAAGAAUUCAAAUUCCUAUUGGAAAGUUAAGCAUGGGGAUAGAAAAGAUUGUGGAUAACUUUGACUAUUUCUUCACAUCUCUGUUACAACAUCCCAAAGCAGCUCAAGUCAAGCCAGGAGAAAAUUUUGUGACUUCUGCACGAUUACUUGUUCCACCGUGUGCUGAGCAGCUAAAGUUAAAAGAUGAGGAACUUCAACGAUUUGUGACGUCUACUUCUAAUAAACGAAAAUCACAGAAAGACACUCAAAAGGAAGAAGAAGAACAAGAAGAUAUGCUUGAAGAAAUCAAAUAGUGAAUUUAUAAUGUAAUAUUUUUUGUUAAAAAUAAA
This is a messenger RNA of Saccostrea echinata, 1092 nucleotides long. RefSeq lists its product as uncharacterized. The record is from RefSeq and is a predicted model, not a curated record. NCBI's taxonomy places the organism in Eukaryota, Metazoa, Mollusca, Bivalvia, Ostreida, Ostreidae. The transcript is spliced from 9 exons. Bases 4 to 1056 code for a protein of 350 amino acids.